Messenger RNA from Polypterus senegalus (gray bichir), 1674 nucleotides. It is a transcript of the gene lysmd2, whose product is annotated as LysM, putative peptidoglycan-binding, domain containing 2. The coding region runs from base 315 to 971 and encodes 218 amino acids. The record is from RefSeq and is a predicted model, not a curated record. The transcript has 3 exons. Lineage: Eukaryota; Metazoa; Chordata; Cladistia; Polypteriformes; Polypteridae.
GCGCGAGCUGCUCCUUCUGACAGCGCACUGCUGUGCUUCCUGUCCGUCAUACACACAUGAUGGACAGCAGCACGUCGUCUACUCUUUUUCGCUGAAUGAACCAACGUCAGCGGCGGCAAGAAGUAUGCUGGACAAGAAAGUCAACUCAGGAUGAGUUUCAGUUUAUCAUCGUGACGUGCCGUAGUGAAGACGGGCUUGCUGGGAAUUGAGCGAGCGAGUCAGUCAGCCAUCCAGCCGAGGCACUGCGCGAGAGAGGGGCGAGUGCCAGCCAGCCAAAUAGACAGAGAGGCUCCUCAGUAUCGAUUGAAAAGAAAAUGGCGGAGUUUUCCCCGGUGCUGCCGCUACGGGAUGGAGGUGCUCGGUGCGGGCAGCCCGUUUUCCCCCGGUCCCGGUCGGGCUCAGGUUCGGAGGAGUCCGAAACGGAGUUAUCGCAAAGCUUGGCCCGGACUAAGACCCGCUCUUACGGCAGCACGGCCAGCGUGACGGCACCGCUGGCGGAGAAGUACAUCGAGCACCGCGUCAGCACCAGCGACACAUUGCAGGGCAUCGCACUGAAAUACGGAGUGACGAUGGAGCAAAUUAAAAGGGCCAACAAACUUUUUAGCAACGAUUGCAUGUUUUUAAGGAAGAGUCUUCAUAUUCCUGUUAUUUCGGAGAAGUGCUCUCUGUUCAAUGGACUGAAUUCACUGGAGUCUCCAGAAAGCGAAGGAAGCGAGUGCUGUGCUGCCAACGACAGAGGGCUUACCGCGAUGGCAGAAGAGGGUGAUACUUCCUCUGCUUCCCCGAGCCCUCAGGAACCUGACAGUCGACCAACUGAACCUGAGGAACUGUCAGCCAAAGAUUAUUUACACAGACUGGACUUGCAGAUUAAGUUAUCAAAGCAGGCAGCAAAGAGGCUGAAAGAGGAAGACGUCAGACUACAAGAAGAAGAAGGUUCAUAUGAGUCUUCAUCCUACCACAGUAGUCAUUAACUAAAAGCCAUCGGAGGACCUUGACAGACUUUAACCCGUUCAGGACUAUGGACGACUAUUUAUUUAUUCUUUUUUUUUUUUAUUUUAUUUUUUUUUGCUUUUACCAAACCCGGUAAAGUGUACGUUUGCACUGAAACAAAAAUUUUAGCGUCUGCCUUGUUCUUAUUUUUUGUGUUUUCAUCCGACGCUGGAUUCCUGAUCUCACCGAAGGGAAUGCGCUUCACCGAGAGGGCUGAUCGUCGGCUCCCACUCUUUGGAAAUUCCCAGUAUGCUGCUUGUAGAAAGCCGAGUUACAAAUUCCAAUGCUGUAGAACUGAAAGCGACCUUCCAUAAAGCCCGCAAAGUGUAUUUUGCAUGUUGGCGGGCGAUCACGCUGCGGCCCCCCGACCCCUACCGCCCAGGGCAGUCCGAUCUCAAGUCCUUUCAGGUGUCGCGUCUUCCAGGCCAUUUCCACUUUUGUACAUACAGCUUGGCGUGUGUUGGGUGCAGGAAUGUCGGACUCUGAUUUGCUUGUGUUUUAUAUGAUUCAGCGAGGAGGGCCGCGUUUCAAGAGACGGUUGGCUUUAUUGUUUUUUUUUUUUGUUGUUGUUUUUUUAAAAUGUGCUUUUGUUGAAAACUUUUCUGCUUUUGAAAAACCAAUAGCGUAUAUAUUAAAGUGUCUGAUUUUAUUUAAAAUAAAGUAUUCCGGUAUGCUUAUGAAGAU